GUGUUCGUGACGCUGAUUUCAAUUGCUUCACAAGGCCAGUCAGCAUACACAAGAUACGGGUUAUCGAUGCCGUCGAAUCCCAGAGUGAACAAGCACAAGGAGAAAUUCUACGAAUUGAGAACAAAAUACGAGAAUGUGUCCAAUAUAAAUACGCAACGACAACAAGAGCUGGCAGCUUCGAAUGCAAAGCUGAGAAAGUUGCAAGAUGAAUGUGGCGUGAUACUGGAUACCAUGGCCUUCAAAGCAGCUUCAGAACCUACACUGGCUCCCUACUUGCAACGUGGAAGAACUCCACCUUCAGAACUUCCCCCCACCGCUCAUCCCUUACCACCAGGCACGUCCAGCUAUCCCACCUACCACACGACGCACGAAGACCACACGGCCCCCCUCAGAUCUGACCCUCAGACCUAUCCUCUGUCUGCCCAAAUUGCGGCACUCCCCUUUUCGCCUCAUUAUCCCACAGGCGCCGACUCGCAUCCUUCCAUGCUCGCUAGCACGGACGAGAUAGAUCCGCGAGAUUUGGUGGAACACUCUUUCUAUCCUAACCAAGUGAUCCCCGAAUAUGGAAAUAUCAAAAGUCCCGAAUGACACCCCCGGAUUUGUACACGGUCGUGUACCAAGUUGGUGGGUUCAUGAACUUUGGGCUACAUACAGAAGCACUUCCCCUUGGAAUUGGUAAUAUCCUAGUCAUAUGUAGGUCCACUGUUCAAGGUGUCCGGAGUGGCUGCGUUGCGCAAGCCUCAAUUUACAUUAUUCAUACAAACUGACUGAAGACGUGCAAGGGAAAUGUUGGAUUGGUAACCUAUUCAUGCUGGGCGCUGGACACGCUAGUGAGUGAUCGGGGUAAAGCCCAUUUGACCAUCGCUGCGCAUUUGCGGCAACUGUGAUCUACCGAGGGAAUAUGUCUAAGAUAACAGCAAAACUGCUGAGAUGCUGCAGGCAACGAAAGCAGAAUAAUUAGGAUAUCGCGAAAGUUAUUAAGUGGUCUGGGUUGUGAAAAUCGUAGAAACCAAGCUUGAGCCGAACAUCCCUGG
Molecule: messenger RNA, 1034 nt
Organism: Cantharellus anzutake
Lineage: Eukaryota; Fungi; Basidiomycota; Agaricomycetes; Cantharellales; Hydnaceae
Exons: 6
Coding region: 67-588 (173 amino acids)
Source: RefSeq, a predicted model, not a curated record